GAAAAGCGGCGCAGCGGCGGGAUUCCCUGGCCUUGAGGAGGAGGAGGAGGAGGAGGAAGCGAUGCAAAGGCUGGCGAAGGAGAGGGAGCAUUAAAGCAAGGAGCCUCGAGGAAGCAGAAGCAGAUCCCAGGAUGAAGGUGUCCGCCUUGAGCCCCCGGCAGCUCCGGCAGCUGCUCCGCCAGGAGGCCUCCGGGUGCCUGGUGCUGGACUGCCGGCCCUACCUGGCCUUCUCGGCCUCCUCCCUCCGGGGCUCCCUCAACGUCAACCUCAACUCGGUGGUCAUCCGCAGGGCCCACGGGGGGCCCGUCCCCUUGCACUUCGUGGUCCCCGACGCCGGCGCCAGGAGGAGGCUCCUCGGGCAGCCAGCGGAAGAUCAGGAAGAAGGGGAAGGGGAGAUCCCCGGGGGGCCCUCCCUGAAGGCGGUGGUGGUCCUGGACCAGAACACCCGCCACUGGAGGAAGCUCCGGCAGGAGAGCACCGCCCAGACCGUCCUCAACGCCCUCCUGGCCAGCCUCGGCCCCCGCGGACCCCAGGUCGCCUUCCUCAAAGGAGGUUAUGAAACCUUUUACUCCCAGUAUCCUGAAUUCUGCAUAGAUGUAAAACCCAUAUCCCAAGAGAAGACUGAAACGGAGAGAAGCAACAAUGGCCUCAGCGAGAAGCAGUGCAUCCAACACAAACCAGCAUAUGAUCAGGGUGGCCCAGUGGAGAUCUUGCCUUUCCUGUACCUCGGCAGUGCCUACCACGCUUCCAAGUGUGAGUUCUUAGCCAACCUGAACAUCACUGCACUCUUGAAUGUCUCCAGGAAGAGCUCUGAGCCCUUAACAGACCAGUACUGCUAUAAAUGGAUUCCUGUGGAAGAUAGCCAUACAGCAGACAUCAGCUCUCACUUCCAGGAGGCAAUAGAAUUUAUUGAUUGCACCAGACGGUCAGGGGGCAAAAUCUUGGUACACUGUGAAGCCGGAAUUUCCCGCUCUCCCACAAUCUGCAUGGCUUACCUGAUGAAAAUGAAAAAAUUCCGUUUGGAGGAGGCAUUUGAUUACAUCAAACAACGUAGGAGUCUGAUCUCACCGAACUUUGGCUUUAUGGGCCAGCUGCUUCAAUACGAGUCAGAAAUACUGUCCUCAACUCCAAGCCCUACAGUCUCUUCUUGCAAAAGGGAUGCAGUGUCUUUCUUUGCUGAAGAGCUGACUCGGAGCACAAGUUUUGAAGGCUCCUGUUUUGCAUUUCCUACCUCAGUUUUGAAUUCUGUGCCCAUUCAUUCACCAGUCCAUCAGCUGAAGCUUAACCCAAUUGCUGCAACUUCACCCUGCUGGACCCUCUUGGGAACAAGGGACAAUACAGUCCUGUGAAGUCAACAGAGAGACUAUAACAAGACAUUUCAUCUACAUCAAAUACACAGGACCUUUUGUAUUUCAUCCAAAAUGGAAUGUUUUGAGGUGGCUGCCCACAACAGGAAGAGUAAAUGUGGUUUUACAUUGGCAUGGUGUCAUGGUUCAAUGCAUUUCAGCUUGGGGUAGCUAGGCAGUUUCAAGCUGUUCAGCUAACUCUUGUUUUUUAGCUCACCUUAUCCUAGUUUGGAGUCUUAAGAAUACUCUUUCUUCCUCCCAAAAGUAAGGAAGUACCCUUCUUUAUGGGUAGGAAUAUGUGUUUAGGAAUACCAGAUAGGUCAAGCUUUUCAAAAGAGUAAAUGUCAUUAAAUAAAAAAGAAAAUGUACAUUAUAAAGAGGAUUUUAAUAUGAUUUUUGAAAUGUUUGUGCAUCCACUACUGUAUUUCCAUACUGUGCUGGAGUAGAGAACCACUUUUUUAAAGUCACUCAGAUUGUUCAGUUACUUGUCUCCCUCUCUCUCAAAAUUAUAGCCUUGUUUUAAAGUGCAAGCAAUAAGCAGCUGUGUCAGAAAAGCAGAGCUGUAAUGAGAAGCACAAUGUACAAGAGAAGUAAAGCCUGACAUCUUUCGUAGUGGCAAAAAACUUGAACAUCUGCCUUCUUCAUGUUUGUAUGGGUUCUUUUUUAAAUGUCCUGUGCUACAGGAUACAAGUAGAUGUGAAAGCGGGAAAAGAAAAACGUCCUCUUUCCUCAUAUCCUCCAGUCCUCUGUCGAUUAUUGCUAUACAACUGGGGUGAGGGUCAGAAGUUCACCCUUCCUUGGGAGCCUCAAGGUGUGUGUCAUUUUCUGGAAUAGGUAACAUGAUGUAAAAUAGAGUUAAGAAAACAGCCUAGAUAUCCCUGGACUGUACAAUAUAGAGCUGGAGUGGCUAAACCUUUGCUCCUCCAGAUGUCUGGCUAUAAUCUUAUAAUCUUAUUUUUUAUUAUGUUGGCUAGGACUUCUAGGAGCUGAAGUUCAAAAGAUCUGAAGGGUCCACAAUUCCCAUCUCCUGCCAUAAGGGCUCUACUCUCUACCAUACAAUUCCAUCACAUUUGAGUUUCUACAGGUCCUCUUUUAGGGGUUGUCUAAAAUGUUUUGGUUGUAUCAAAGCAGAGUAGUUUGAUCAGAUUUAGAGUGCUUAAUUGAAAUUGAUUGGGACCAGUCAUUAUGGACUUCAGUCUCAUUGAUUUGAAUGGCUCUGAAAUAUGGCUGAGUCUGGAUUCAACCCAGUUUUGUUUUUUUAACAGAUCCUCAUUCCAUAGGGUGAUAACACACUGAACUUUAUUGCAGAUCUCCAUCCUGCAAGUAUAUUAGAAAUGCUGGCAUCUUUAAGCCUCCCUUAAUAACUGGAUAGUAAUUCCUAAACUUUGGUCCUCAAACUGUUUUGGAGUUCAACUCCCAAAAGCCCCAGCCAGUUUGACCAACGGUAGGAAUUCUGGUAGCUGAACUCCCAAAAUAUCUGGAAGACUAGAGUUUGGGCAUUACUGCAUCCUAUCCAGCAAAUGAUGCAAGUAAAAUUGUGUCAGUGAGGAGUGUGGUGAGUGGACACUGUGAGGUACUUGAAAGAUGUACUGUAUUGCCAAAGUCUGUCUGAUAACAUAAAUAGCACAGAUGGACAAUUGUGGUUCUCCAGAUUUUUUGGGGAGUGUGUAGUCAACAAGGCCAAUGAUGAGGGGUUAUGGGAAUGGCAGGCCAAAAACAUCUCAGAGGGCCAUGUUGUGCAUCUCAGAUUUGAUAUUGUUUAUUACAUUCCUAGCACGUAGAGGUGGAAAAACCAAACUGGGUUUGCACUACCUGGGAAUAUACUGUUUUACAACUAUAUUGGGAUUUUGCCAUAUGUGACUAAAAUAGAUAACACAGCUGCACUUUGCAUCAGUUGCUUGACCAUGGAUAGGAUGUAUCUUUGAGCCAGGAAUCUGAAGAAAUUAGCAAAUGGUGUCUUUAUGCCAUUUUUGCACCUAUAGCCUCAGACCUCUGUUGGGGGAAUAUUAUUGCCUCUUUAUAACACAGAGGGUGAGGCAAUCCCACAGUGAUUGGCUAUGUAAAGAAAUACUAUAGAAAUAUCACAUAGCUACCCAAUGAACAUUUCAUUUUUUUGUAAUUUCACUUUUCUGAAUUUCUGAGGGAAAAAAAGUUUUGGCUGGAGGGCCUUUGCCAACAAUACACCUCCCCCAUGGAGUGCUAUCACUUUUGUUUGAUGUCUCCUUGAAUGCCAGGUGGCUUUCCAAUUCAUGUGCUCACAGUUCUGGAUAACUUAUUUAUUAGCCAAUGAGGAGUUUUUCUUUUACUGGAGAUCUAUAUAUCCAAUUUGUGUGUCAGCAAGUGGCUCUAUGUUCUGUUGUUUGUUCCACCUUAUUUUCCUUUAUAUAGAAAAUGGCAAUAAUUGCCUGGUAUACUUGUGAAUGUGAAUGAAGACUUAUAAAAAAA
Molecule: messenger RNA, 3791 nt
Organism: Sceloporus undulatus (fence lizard)
Lineage: Eukaryota; Metazoa; Chordata; Lepidosauria; Squamata; Phrynosomatidae
Gene: DUSP5
Product: dual specificity phosphatase 5
Exons: 4
Coding region: 132-1349 (405 amino acids)
Biological process (GO): negative regulation of MAPK cascade; endoderm formation; protein dephosphorylation
Cellular component (GO): cytoplasm; nucleus
Molecular function (GO): MAP kinase tyrosine/serine/threonine phosphatase activity; protein tyrosine/threonine phosphatase activity
Source: RefSeq, a predicted model, not a curated record